ACGGCUGAGGUCACGUGUCACCCCGACGCUCUCCUCCAAUGGGGAAAAGUUCCUCCGCUCCUGUUGUGUUCGGGACGAUGCGGUCCAGGUGUGCGACGCCGCCCAAAGACUAACAUUCCCAAAAAAAAAAGGUUUGGAGCAGUUUUAAGAUGGCUUCCACUAUUUUGUCGCUUCUGGUUCUCGUCUCCUCAGCCGCCGUCUCAGUGGCCGUCCUGUUUGGAGAGCCCAGGAUUUUUGGAGAGGAAGCUACAGGCUAUGGUCCCAUCUUCGAGGAGGAGCCGGUGGACGUGGUCUACUCCGAGGACUCGCCUGACGGAAGGAUCUCCAUGAACUGCCGAGCUCGGGCAAACCCGCCGGCGUCGUACAGGUGGCGCCGUGACAACUGGGAGAUAAAACUGAUGGAGCAGCCGCACGAGCACUACAGCCUGGUGGGCGGAAACCUGGUCAUCAGCAACCCCCGGCAGAAGAAGCACGCCGGCACGUACAUCUGCGUGGCCCGGAACAUCUACGGCACCGUCAUCAGCAAGGAGGCCCGGGUCAAGUUCGGAUUCGUGGAGGAGUUCCCUCAGGAGGAGAGAGAGCCGGUUCACGUGAAGGAAGGACAAGGAGCCGUCCUGCUGUGUGCGCCUCCCAAAACCUGGCCAGAGGAGGUGAGCUACCGCUGGAUCUUCAACGAGUUCCCCGUCUUCCUCGACCCGGACCGCCGCCGCUUCGUCUCGCAGAGGACGGGCAACUUGUACAUCGCCAAGGUGGAGGCCCGGGACGCCGGCAACUACUCCUGCUUCGUCUCCAGUCCCGUCGUGGGCAAGAGCGUCUUCUCCAAGUUCAUCCCGCUCGUCCCUCUGCCGCCGGAUGACGGUGAGGAGAGAAAAUACCCAGCGGACAUCAGGGUGAAGUUUGGAGACACCACGGCCUUGCUGGCCUCCAACAUCACGCUGGAGUGCUUCGCGCUUGGCAAUCCUGUCCCUCACAUUGUGUGGAGAAAAGUGGACCACACCGAUCUUCCAGCCAAUCAUGAGAUCAGCGAGUCAGGCGCUGUCCUGCACCUCUACAACAUCCAGUAUGAAGACGUGGGGAGUUACGAGUGCGAGGCCAUCAACACCAAAGGGAAAGACUGGCACAAGGCCUGGGUUUACGUGGAGUCUGCUCCAGAGUGGGCAGAAACCAUCAACAACACCCAAAUGGACAUCGGUUCAGAGCACACCAUGCGCUGUGUUGCAUCAGGGAAGCCUUUCCCAUUCAUCCGUUGGUACAAAAAUGGCUACAUGUUCGGCAAAGGCGAGUUGAAGUUUUCCAGCUUGACGUUCGAUCACUCCGGCAUGUACCAGUGCAUAGCGGAGAACUACUGGGGCAUCAAAUACGCCAACGCUGAGCUGAGAGUGAUUGCCUGUGCUCCGACUUUUGAGUUCAACCCCCUGAAGAAGCAGCUCCUGGGGGCCAAAGACGGCCGCGUGGUGAUAGAGUGCAAACCCAGAGCGGCGCCCAGGCCUCGCUUCACGUGGACCAAAGACAAAGAGCUGCUCUUCAACAACUCGCGCAUCUCCAUCAUGUUUGAUGGCACUCUGGAGAUUCUCAACGCCACCAUAAAUGAUGAAGGUUCCUACACGUGCUUUGCUGAGAACGACAGAGGAAAGUCCAACAGUUCUGGUUACCUCACCAUCACAGAGGCGACCAGCAUUACGACGCCUCCAGAGGACACUGAGGUGAAAGUGGGCGACCAGGUGGUUCUGUCCUGCUCGGCGUCCUACGACCCCAUGCUGGACAUCACCUUCAUCUGGGCCGUGGACUUCAGGGUCAUCGACUUUCACGCCGAGUGGCAACACUUUGAACGCAUCAUGAGCGAAGACGGCAGCGGGAACCUGCGGAUCAAGGACGCGCGGAUCUGGCAUGAGGGCCGCUACACGUGCACGGCUCAGACCGUGGUGGACAGCGACAUGGCGUACGCCGACCUCAAGGUUGUAGGAGUCCCAGGGCCUCCUGGUGUGAUCCGCGUGGAGGAUAUAGGAAACACGUGGGUCAAGCUCCUGUGGACCAAAGGAGCUGAUCAUAACAGGCCGAUUCUUCACUACACCAUUCAAAGCAGAAACUACUGGGCUCUGCAUGAGGACGACUGGAAGAAUGCCACAACCUCUCCAACCUUCCUUGACGGCACUGUGGAGAGGGCAGAUGUCACAGACUUGUACCCCUGGAUGGAGUAUCAGUUCCGGAUCAUUGCCACCAACGAGUACGGCUCUGGGGAGGCCAGCAUCCCCUCGCUGAAGAUAAAAACAUGGGACGACUCUCCGGUGGUCUCGCCCACUGAGGUGGAGGGUUACGGCGGUAGGAAUGGCGAGAUAGUCAUCACUUGGAAGCCCGUGGAGCCUUGGUACUUCUACGGCAAGAAGUUUGGCUACAUCGUGGCCUUCAAGCCUCACGACGCGUACGACUGGUGGUACGAGACCAUCUCUGACCCGGAGACAAGGCGAUACGUUCACAAGGACACCUUCUUCGUCCCCACCGAGGAAGACUUCCAGUUUCGGGAGUUUCAGGUGAAGAUCAAGUCGUUUAACGUGAAAGGAGACGGGCCUUACAGUCUGACCAAGGUCAUCUACUACCCAAGAGAUGUCCCCACAGAGCCUCCUACAGACGUCUACGCCAGGCCAGUGUCCUCCACAGAAGCUCUGGUGUGGUGGCUGCCCGUGGUGGACACAGGAACGGGCCUACAGCAGUACAUUGAAGGCUACCAGGUGAAAUACUGGAGAAAAUAUGACGACCCAGAGCCGGGAGCCAAUCGCAUUUUUGUCCCGGCGACGGCAAACCAAACCAGGCUGGAGAACAUGCUGCCUGACGCCCACUACCUCAUUGAGGUGCGAGCCUUUAACGGAGCUGGACUCGGACCGCCGGGGGAACACUGCGAGAUGUUCACCAAAAGACCACCACCGCCCGAUCCUCCCAGGAUGUGGCGCUUCAUCUCCUGGACAGGAAAGUGGUUGUACGUGUGGUGGGAUCAUAUCCAGUACGACUGGUUUGGGAACGUCUCCUUCCCUCUUUACUACAAGGUCAUGUUUCGAAAGACCGGUUACAUUUACGGGAAAGUGUACGUCACCGGCUGGCACUUUAUGGACUUCCCCAUGCCUCAGUUUGGAGACUACGAGCUCAUGGUGCGAGGACGCUACGAAGGGGGCGACGGCCCCGUCAGGACCAUUCGACUUCUGGGCAAGGCCUCCGUGACCACGCCCACUCUCGGCCUCGCCUCUGCCACGUUCCUGGCGCUGUGCAUUGUGGGAUUGCAACUUUAAGCCUUUCACAACACCCUUGCUGAAUUCUUUUGAAAAAUGGCAUUGUUGAAUUAUUUAUAAGAUAGUAUGUAAAGAGUUGUAUAAGAACUGUUAUUGCAUUGGCUUUUAUGAAUAGCACACCCUAGUAGCAUUUAUUAAAUCACUACCACUAAUGGA
This is a messenger RNA of Nerophis lumbriciformis (worm pipefish), 3434 nucleotides long. RefSeq names its product contactin 1b (gene cntn1b). NCBI's taxonomy places the organism in Eukaryota, Metazoa, Chordata, Actinopteri, Syngnathiformes, Syngnathidae. Gene Ontology annotation, molecular function: cell-cell adhesion mediator activity. The record is from RefSeq and is a predicted model, not a curated record. Gene Ontology annotation, biological process: brain development; cell-cell adhesion; axon guidance. Gene Ontology annotation, cellular component: axon; plasma membrane.